This is a messenger RNA of Electrophorus electricus (electric eel), 2412 nucleotides long. The record is from RefSeq and is a predicted model, not a curated record. Lineage: Eukaryota; Metazoa; Chordata; Actinopteri; Gymnotiformes; Gymnotidae.
UGUGGGGGUUAGUCAUGUGUGAGUGUGUGUGUGUGUGUGUCUGUGUGGGAACACAGAGAAGAAGUUAGCGCUGGACAGCCGGUAAAGCUAUUUUGAAAGUGACCCCCGAGAAGCCCUCUCACACACACUCUCACACAUACUCUCACACACACUCUCACACACACAGCUGUCGGGAACCAUGACAGAAGAUGACGGAUACAGUUGUCGUAGAGGGACAAGUGAGACUCCGGGAAGGCAAAAAGUGGAAGAACAGAUGGUUGAUUCUGCGGAAACCCUCGCCGGUGGCAGACUGCCUGUCUGUGCUGGUGUAUAAGGACCGGGCUGAGAGGAACAGGGGUCAGCGUGAGAGGAGCCAGGCUACGCUGGGGGACAUCUGUGGUCUAGAAGCCCUGCAGGCCUUCGAGGGGGUGAGCUACGCGCUCAUCGUCCUCUGCCUCUCCCACUCCGUCACGCUGGGCUUUGACAGCAGGGAAAACUACUUGACCUGGGAGGCCCGCAUCCGCUACUGUCUGGGAGAAGUCCACAGAUUCAGCGUUAAUGUCCAGCCUGGUACGAAGCUGGAGAACGGCCCUGCUACUCUGCACCUGUGCAAUAACCUGCUGGUCAUAGCCAGAGAUGUUCCACCAGCCAUCAUUGCCCAGUGGAGGCUGUCGGACCUGCGGCGCUACGGGGCGGUGCCCAACGGAUUCGUCUUUGAAGGAGGGACACGAUGUGGUUACUGGACUGGUGUCUUCUUUCUUGCCUGUGCAGAGGGUGAACAGAUCAGCUUUCUGUUCGACUGUAUUGCUCGAGGCAUAUCCCCCAGCAGGGCACCAUUUGGAUUACGUCCUACCCUACCAGACCCUGGUUCUAACACCUUCUCUGUGGAGGCGAGGAUCACACAGGAGGCCUGUGAACUGGAGAAGCGUCUUAGCCUUCUGUCUGUCAGCAGCCACCAGAGCAGCACAGCCUCCCACUCAAGCUACAACACCUCCCUGGCAGGAGAUGACCGCAGUAUUUCUAGUUCCUCCUCCGACACCAGCCAUUCAGACACCAGCAUGAGCAUUCGCCUGGCAAUUUGGCCCGACCCCGUCCGAAGCCCCACCCCUUCAGAGGCCUCUGUGCCAUCACCGGGGGCAAAAGCGCCAAAGCCUUUGAAUGCAUUGGCGAGAGCAUCCAGUGAGGAGCGUCUGUAUGGCAUGGUGAUGGGAGGAGUCUGCCCCCCUUCCAAGCAACCACGACCGCGAGCGCUUCAGGAGGCGGGCCGGCAGAGUUCGACUGACAGCGGCAUCGCCACGGGGAGCCACUCCUCCUAUUCUGGAAGCCUCUCAUCCUACACGGGCAGCUUGGACACUGCACAAGCAGAGACAGACGAGUUUGGGUCCUUGCUCAGCCUGAGCACAAACUUUAAUACAAACCCCAACAUCAGCCCAAGCCUCAGACUUCUGCAGCAGUUCCAACCCGUUCAGCCUAGCACCAGUGCGCCAGCCUACACCUCUCCGCAGGUGCCAGAGCACAGGCGGUGCGCCUGCCAGGUUGGGGCAUCUCAAAGGCAGGAUUCGGAAUACCAAGUACCAAGUCAGGUCCCGCAACACUAUGACAUCCCGCGGAGACUUGGCCAGCUCCACCCCUCCACCCCUGUCCACGCCCAGAGGUCCCAGCAUGCAUUUCUGGAGCUGUCUGGAACCCCUGUGACUGCUGCGUCUGCAGAGAGUGGUGAGAGAACAGUGCCACCCGGAGGUUUCGCCAUGCCACGACAGGCUCUCUGUCCUGUCUGUGGAGGACUGAAAACAGUAAUUCCUUCUACACCCACAGGCAUCCCAUCUGUCUCUGCUAGACUGGACAAACCAAAGAAUGAGAUGUGGAGCACCACACCACCUGCUGCUUCUGAGGGUCUGCGAAGAAUCAUCUCCCCCGAUGCAGAGGAGAGAAGCGGGUGUGAACUGACGACCAGCUAUGCUCAACCGAUGUCCUUCUGGGAGCCCAAGGAAGGUGCGUCAGUGAUGCCCGUAUCUCCCAUGAGCCCGCUCAGGCUUCUCAGGCAACCCUCCUUGUCUGGGCGGUCAGGUCCUUUAGCCAGGGAGGCCAGCUUCACGUUUCCUGACCGGUUUCAGGCCGAUUCUGCUAACUACGUCAACAUCCCUGUCAGCCCCAUGUCCAAGCGACAGCUGAACUACAUGGAGCUGGACCUACAGGACAUGCAGGAGUCUGGCUACGUUGUGCGAGGGGCAUCCAGCACUAAGUAUGCCCACAUUGACAUUGGUGCGACAGAGGCUGCACAGAGGGUGGGCGCCCAACAUGCACAGGGCAGAGAAGAGCGACUGCAGGAACUGGAGCAGAGAAGACGAGGCACACUGACCUGAGCGCACACACACACACACACACACACACACACACACACACACACACACACACACACACACACACACACAC